GGUGAGGUCUGGAACCACUAACCCGGUUGUACACUUAUCACCAUGGUUGGGACCCGUAGUGGGUUAGAGACUAGCCCCUAUAGUAAGGAGCAGCAAGAAAAGAUGGYCGCCUUAGUCMAAGAGAACARGGAGAGAAAAGAGCGUGAGAAGCAAGCGAAGCUAAAGGCUAUCGCAGACGAGCAGGCGGCGAAGAUGAAGAGAUUGGAGGAGGAGAUGAAGAGAGUACAACAAGAGGAGGAAGAAAGAAGAAAAGUUGCUGAAGCAGAAGCGGCAGCAGAAGAAGAGAAAGAGAGAAUGAGUAUUGAGAGUGGAGAAGGAAGCAGUGGUGGCACGAUGAAGAGGGAGACAAAUAUUGAGAUGGAGAAGAAAAUCAGCGAGUGGGUCGCUAAUUUAUCGUUGGGUGAAGAGGAGGAGGCAGAGUCCUAUGCGAGAAAGGGAGGAGUAGAAAUUGGCAUGGAAGUUGAGGAUGAAGCGAGGGAAGAAGAGGAGGAGAGGGAAGUGAGUAAAAUGACUGCAGAGGUAGCGAAGGUGCAAGCGUGCAGGCAGGAGGUGUUGGCCCAGCCGGAUGAUAAGGCCAAGUGGGACAAGGUACUGGGGUACCUGGAAGUGUUGAGCAAGGCCUGGAUGGAAGAGCGCCAGGCUAGCUUGAGCCAGGAUGUAGCCUUGAGUGCCAUGCGGUCAGGGUUUAGAGACUUUGCGCGCGAGAUCAUCACCCACAUUGGGGGCGAAGUCAAGCAAUUGAGAGACAAUGUAGGGCAGUUUUGUGAGGGCGCCAUUCAAGGUGCCAAAGCUGUAGCCGCUGCAGAGGGAGAGGCCAGACCCUGUAAGGACCCAGUGAAACUUAAGUUCCCAGAUGCGUACGGGGGAAAGAAGGAAGAAAACUUUGACAACUGGGAAGCCAGUGUCAAUAGUUAUAUUUAUUUACAGCACAUCCUAAUUGAGGAAGAAGUCCUCGUGGCCUUCCAGGCCCUCAAAGAUGAAGAGGCUAGUUUCGCCAGGUCUCUUGCGCGUACAGCCGGUUGUGAAAACAACCUGGUUGCAUAUUCCAAAGUCACCCCUCUUUCCCAAUUCCUCAAGCUCCUCAAGGAGCGUUUCGCUGACCCAACGCGAGGCAUUAGAGCCUCUGACAAGCUGCAAACGAUCCACUCACGGCAGUGGAGGAGUGCCAGGGCACUCAAGGGUACCAUGGAUGAUUUAGUGGCCGUCCCGGGCCAUGGGGUCACCGAGACCCAAUUGGUCCAAUUGUUUUAUCGUGCCAUACCAGAGGCCCUGCGUGGGCAUUUCUUUGACAAGUCUCAACAGGCCGGCAUCACAUAUGAUGCAUUCAGUAGGGAAGUCGUCCUGUAUGAGUCAAAGUUUAUGCCAGUUACCACCUUCUGGCACAAGGACUUGGAGAAGGGAAAAGGGUGGAAAGGGCGUACCAUCUCUGGCCAAGUCAAGGCCAAGGAUCAUAUGAUCCUUACCUUAGAGGAAGGUGGUACCGAUGAGGUCCCAUACAGUCAGAUAGAGUGGGGCCUCAAGGAUGACGGCAGUAGUGUGGGGCAAGGGACGUCCUAUGCUGUUGUCGCGGCUGGAGGGAAGCCGCAAGGUAGAGGAGGAGGCAAGGGCCAAAGGGGCCAGGCCAUGGGAGGUCGUGGGCCGGGCGCACAGGGGGUUGGCAGACAGGGAAACCGCCAAGCAGAAGGUAGCGGUCAAGGUCCCCCCGCGCGCGAACAGGACACUCCCAACCCACAUGAGCCUAUGGCAGAGGUUGCAGGCGCGAGCCUAGAUAGCUGUCCAGAGACUGCUUGUGUUAGCGUCUCUUUAGGCACGUCCCUCACAGGUGUGGCAGAAGAGUUAAAGGAGAGGAUGCCAGCCUGGGCCAAAAUGAAAAGGGAGAGUAAGGGACAACUGAUUUUGGUAGAUGUAGAGGUGUUUAGAAGUAGAGUAGGGGCCCUUAUAGACUCAGGGGCUACCCGUAGUUACAUUAGCCGUAGGGCGGUGAAGAAGUUGAGGCUAGGACUAAAGGUCCAGAAGCUAGUAGACCCCAUAGUCAGUGUCCUCGCAGACAACCGCACGAUGCGMGUUGAGGACUACGUAGAGGGAGUCCAGGCGUACUUUCGCCUAGAGAAGGAUGGAAAAGUGGAGAAAGUCCUCCAUUCUUUGACUCUCCUCGUACAGGAUGACCUUCCUUUUGAUGUAGUUUUAGGAAUGGAUUGGGGAGAGGCAGCAGGGGCCACACUCCAUUUGAGAGAGCAUGAGUGUACGUUCCCUAGUCCGUCAGGCGAGGUUAAGACUGCCCGCUUGUUCCAUGUGUUUAGCAUAGACAACACCUUGGCACAUUGCUGUCUUAGUGCUCCCGCGUUCGCGCGAUUAGUUAAAAAGGAGCAGUUAGAGAAACAGGUAUUUGUAAUUUAUGUUAGACCUGUCACUGAGGCCCAGGAAAAGGAUAGUUCCACAGAUCCAACAAUUGCCAAGCUGCUGGAAGAGUUCAAAGAUUUGACUGAGUCGCCGACAGGAGUAAUGCCGCGACCUAUCCAGCACAGGAUAGAGAUAGAGCCUGGCUGUAGAACUCCUAAGGGUGCAGUCUACAGGAUGUCCCCUGGAGAGUUAGAGGAGCUUCGCAAGCAGUUAGACGAACUCCUUGAGAAGGGUGGGAUCAGGCCCUGUUCGUCUCCUUUUGGAGCACCAGUCUUGUUUGUCCCCAAGAAGGAAGGAGAGUUGAGAAUGUCCAUAGACUAUAGGGGUUUGAACGCAAUUACUGUGAAGAAUGUUGAGUCGCUGCCCAGCAUAGACGAUCUUUUAGAUCGGAUGCAGGGUUGUAAGUAUUUCUCUAAGAUAGACUUAAAGUCCGGAUACCAUCAGAUAGAGGUUCAUCCUGAUGAUCAGUACAAGACUGCGUUCCGAACUAGAUACGGGCAUUAUGAGUUUAUAGUGAUGCCCUUUGGACUAACCAACACGCCAGCUACUUUUCAGCGUUGUAUGAAUGACCUGUUUAGACCAUGGUUAGAUAAAUUUGUAGUAGUCUACUUAGAUGAUAUCCUAGUCUUUAGUAAGACCCUCCAGGAGCACCAGGGUUAUCUGAGGCAGGUCUUGGAGAAGCUACGAGAGGCUAACUUCAAGAUCAACGCGAAGAAGUGCGAGUGGGCCAAGACGCAAGUCUUAUACUUGGGCCACGUGUUGGACAAAGAUGGCAUUAAGUCAGACGACAGCAAGAUAGCGGCGAUUAGAGACUGGCCGACGCCCCGCACAUUGACAGAUUUGCGGUCGUUCCUAGGCUUAGCUAACUACUAUAGGAAGUUCGUGAGGAACUUCUCCACUAUCGCCGCCCCCUUGCGCAGACUGCUAAAGAAAGAGGCAAUCUCGCAAUGGGACAAAUAUUGUACGUCUGCGCUCAAGAAGUUAAAGCGCGCGUUAAUAGAAUAUCCCGUCCUCAAAGUAGCAGAUCCGUCCUUGCCAUUUGUCGUUACCACGGACGCAAGUCAGUAUAGGAUAGGCGUCGUGUUGCAGCAAGACGACGACAAUGGCUAUAGACCCGUAGAGUUCAUGUCAGCGAGGAUGCCCUGUGAGAAGGUYGCUACCUCCACGUACGAGACAGAACUUUACGCUCUCAGGCAGACUUUAAACCAUUGGAAGCACUAUCUGCUUGGGAGGCACUUCAAAGUGUAUUCUGACCACAAGACACUUCGUUGGUUAAAGACACAGGCCAAGAUGACACCUAAGUUGACUAGGUGGGCCGCAGAGAUAGACCAAUUCGACUUUGAGCUCAAGCCAGUAAAGGGCAAUUACAACGUAGUUGCGGAUGCUCUGAGUAGGAGACCAGACUACUUUGGAGCCGUAGUACACUAUCUGGAUAUAGGGAGAGACCUGCAGGAGAAAGUGAGGCAAGCAUAUGCGCAGGACCCUAUCUAUAGCGACCUCCUAAAGAGAGUUAGAGAGGCCCCAGARACUGAACCAGAUUACCGCACUACAGACGGGUUGCUGUUUGAGAAGACUAAUGUGUUUGACCGCCUGUGCGUUCCCAACAGCGAAGAGAUCCGCAGUUUGAUUUUAGGGGAAUGCCACGAUACUGAAGGGCAUUUCGGUUGGCAAAAGACAUUAGCCAACUUGAUGCGUGCAUGUACCUGGCCAGGGAUGAAGAAUGAUUGCAUAGAGUAUGUCCGCAGUUGUAAAUUGUGCCAGAGGAAUAAGUCUACUACACGUGCGCCCCUAGGUCUUCUCAGACCCUUGCCUAUUCCGGAUCAGCCGGGAGACUCCGUGUCCAUAGACUUCAUGGACACCCAAGUCAAGAGUAGACAUGCAUCGAGAGAGGCAGCAAACGUUGCAGCUAGAGAACAGGCUGCAGCAGCAGCCAGGGCAGCAGCCAUGUCUUCUGCAGCAGCAUCCUCUGCUACAUCUUCUGCUGUGUCCUCGUCUGGACCGCAGUUGGGAAUGCCAACAGGGUCCACAGGUACUUCCAGUUCAGUAGGAUCUCGUCAGUCUACAAGUCACAUGGCGGGCUCGCAGUUCAGCCCGUUGACUCCUCGCGAAAGGGAGCUCUGGGAGCUCCAACAGGUCGAAAGGAUCCGUGAACAGUUAGAGAGGGACCUAAAGAAAGCAACCGAUAGAGAAAGAGAGAUUAAAAAUAGAACAGCCAGGCUUGAUACUUUAGAGGUUGACAAAGUUGAGUUAGAGGGCUUGGAUGAGUCAGCAUUGUCUGACCAAAUGAAAAUACUGAAGCACAAUAUGUUGUCGCUGCAUGCGCACGUGGACAGCAGAUUGGACUUCAUGCAGAGCACUCUUGACCAGAUCCUGGAUGUUCUUACAAGGUCAGGAUUUAGGCCACCAGCACAGUCGCCGUUGCCGUUAACGGCGAUGUCAGGCCCCUUUCCAGUUCAAGCUGGCACACAACCAAGUGGCACGUCUGCAGCAGCCGCACAGACUGUUGCGUCUUCUUCCUCGGGUCCAGCGGUGGUUGCUACACCACAGCAACAACCUGUUCCUCAACAGGGACAGCCGCAAGGUCAAUGGUUCCCUAAGACCCCAAUGAAACCGCCUCUUGCCUUCUCAGGCGAGAAAAAGGACGAAGAACUCAACACUUGGUUGAGAACAGUCCCGGUUUGGGUGAAGGCAAAGAGGACCUUGCUGGAGGACGAAGUGGUUACUGUUGCAUCUUACCUCGAAGGUAAGGCAGCCAAAUGGCUAGAUGGUGUAGUGGUAAAGGCCGGAGAUGACCGCUUCACAAGUGAGCUAUGGAAGAAGACUGUUAAACAGAUGGGCAGUCAACUUCAAAUGACUUCAGGGAAUCAUCCCGAAGCCAACGGACAAGCCGAACAAAUGAACAGAGUUGUACAACACUUGUUGAGGCAUUACAUCAAGCCCAACAAGGAUGACUGGGAUGAGCAGUUGCCUCUCAUCGCCAGCCUGUACAACAAUGUUGUACACAGCGGUACCGGCGUUAGUCCUAAUCAGCUGCACUUGGGAUGGAAGCCUAGAUCAACCCUAGACUUCCUCCUACCCGAAAACCGACCCGCUGCAACUCCAGGCACACUCGAGUAUGGUGUGCAGUAUGAGAAGUUACUGCAAGAAGUUGUCGAGCAUAUGAAGAAAGCUCAGCAAGCAAUGAUUGCUUCUGAGAAUCAACAUCGUAGACAGUCCUCAUUUCAGGUAGGGGAAUGUGUCUGGGUCAAGGCUAGCGAGCUAGGACAGGAAUCCGGGAUCUCUCGUAAACUAAUGCCUCAGUAUUUUGGUCCUUGGGAAGUCCUGGAUAUAAUGGGGGAUGAGAUGGAUGGUCCCACAUAUGUCAUCGGUGUCCCUGGACACCUACGCACUUACCCUGUCUUUCAUGCCUCAAAGCUUGCACCUUUCGCUGAGACGGAUCAAUUCCCUUCAAGGAGAUCGAUGCUGCCCCCAACCAUGGAUGGUCAAGUAGACAUCGACAACAUUGUGGAUCACAGGGACAUGCCUGUUCCAAAGUCGCUGGGCCGUGGAAGACCUCCCAAACCCAAGAGAGAGUACCGCGUCCGAUUCAGGCAUCAUACGGAUCCAAAAGAAGAUCGUUGGUUCACCAGGGAGGAACUGAUUGACACAGCUCCUCAGGUGGUGGCAGAAUAUGAGAGGAAGCUAAAAAGGAAGGCACCUGCGAAGUAAGCAUCUCAGCGGACUUUCGAAGCUAAGGGGGAUGGAAUGUGAGGAUUGAGCCCUCAAGAAGGGGCCUUGCCAUGAUGUACAUGUUCUGGGCUAAGGCCCCAGCAAGCCUCGUGCCCGCCCUAAGUGAAGGUGGGCCAACAAAUCAACAAGAGCCCU
Messenger RNA from Chara braunii, 6264 nucleotides. The record is from the annotation of a GenBank genome assembly. Lineage: Eukaryota; Viridiplantae; Streptophyta; Charophyceae; Charales; Characeae.